CAGACCUUUUGGGCUUGGGUGUGUCAGAGUGUAAAAUAACACUGAUGCUUCCAACAGAACACGUCUUCCUUUCACUGAAUCGUUCCUGAUCACUUGUUGCCUUGAAGAAGAGUCUCUCGUCAACACAAUGGAGACAUCCACCUCAUCCAAGACAUCCAAGGCCAACACCACCUUCUCUCUGGCUCUGCUCAAAAAGUUCGGAGAUGACGACAAGACAGCGAAUGUCUUCUUCUCCCCUUUCAGCAUCUCUUCAGCUCUGGCUAUGGUGAUGCUGGGGGCCAGAGGCAACACAGCCACGCAGAUAUCAGAGGUCCUUCACUUCACUGAGGCAGAGCAACCGAAGCAGGUGGAAGUGGAGGAGAUGCAAACGCAGUCGCAGUCGCAGAUGCAGUCGCAGAUGCAGACGCGGAUGCAGUUGCGGACGCAGAUACAGCGGACCAGCAGACUGCCGAAUUAUCUGGUCAAGGUCUUCUCUGGCUGUUCGCAGUGCCUGAAACCCCAGAAUGGUGAAGACGAUGUCCACGCUGGCUUUUCCCAACUGCUGAGUGAGCUCAACAAGGCAAACGCUCCGUAUGCCCUCAGCCUUGCCAACAGGCUGUAUGGGGAGCAGUCCUUCCAGUUUGUCAAGGAUUUCUUAUCAAAAACCAAAGAGCACUACAACGCUGAGCUGGAGUCUGUGGACUUCAAAACCGGUGCAGCUGACGCCACAGUCAACAUCAAUAGCUGGGUGGAGGAGCAGACACAAGGAAAAAUCAAGGAAUUGCUGCUCCAGGGUGUAGUGGACGAAACGACCUUGCUAGUCUUGGUCAAUGCCAUCUACUUCAAGGGCAACUGGAACAAAAAGUUUGAGGAGGAUUCUACUGUUGAUGCAGAGUUUAGAAUUAACAAGAAUGACAUGAAGCCGGUGAAGAUGAUGCACCAGAAAAGUAAAUUAUCUUUCACCUCCAUUCCCGAGAUCAACUGCCAGAUCCUAGAGAUGUUCUAUGAAGGGGAGGAGCUAAGCAUGCUCAUCUUCCUGCCCAAUGAGAUAGAGGACGACACAACAGGCCUGGAGAAGCUGGAGAGGGAGUUAACCUAUGAGAAAUUCAUGGAGUGGACUCGUUCAGACAUGAUGGGCCAAACCCAGGUUGAGGUGAAGCUUCCUCGAUUCAAGAUGGAGGAGAUGUAUGAGUUGAAAGAUGUUCUGACCAGCAUGGGCAUGGUGGACGCUUUUGAUGUCACAAGGAGCAACUUUUCCGGCAUGUCCCCAGCAAACGACCUGGUGCUGUCAAAGGUCGUCCACAAGGCUUUCGUGGAGGUCAACGAGGAGGGAACGGAGGCUUCCGCCGCCACUGGCGCUGUCUUGUCGGAACGCUCCAUAAUGAUUCCUGCUACCUUCAUCGCAGACCACCCCUUCCUCUUCUUCAUCCGACAUAACCCCUCCACGAGCGUUCUCUUUGCCGGCCGAUACUGCUCCCCUGAGUGAGAGCUACCGUACGGCUGCAGACAUGGACGGAGACUAUGAGACAACGGGGCCCUGAGCACAGACAUGUAAAAGGGCUCCCGACCCCAUCCAAUGAGAGAACGAACGAAUACUUAUUUGUGGGUCCUUUUGCAUCUCUCUGUGGACGUGUUGAGUCUUUGUGGUCGUAUCCUGUCUCUUGGUUGUUCUGUGUUUAUUUUGGGUCAUUUUGCAUCUCUGUGGUUGUUCAACGUCUCUUUAUGAUAGUUUUGCGUCACUUUGUGGUCCUUUUAUGUCCUUUUGUGACUUCCCAACAAGAAUUAUAGCCCCCUUCACUACUCCGUCCAUGCCUGUAGAGCAUAUUGAUUUAGCCAGGGGGAACCAUGUGUGUUCCUGUCCUACAUUUUCAAGACCCUGAUUUUGUAGGAGAGCCUUAAUGGAAACUACUCUGCUACUAGAUUGAAUAAAAGUGCA
Cyclopterus lumpus (lumpfish) is the source of this 1915-nucleotide messenger RNA. RefSeq names its product leukocyte elastase inhibitor-like. The transcript has 10 exons. NCBI's taxonomy places the organism in Eukaryota, Metazoa, Chordata, Actinopteri, Perciformes, Cyclopteridae. Gene Ontology annotation, biological process: negative regulation of endopeptidase activity. Gene Ontology annotation, molecular function: serine-type endopeptidase inhibitor activity. Bases 128 to 1465 code for a protein of 445 amino acids. The record is from RefSeq and is a predicted model, not a curated record.